This is a messenger RNA of Oncorhynchus nerka (sockeye salmon), 3132 nucleotides long. RefSeq names its product E3 ubiquitin-protein ligase MARCHF9-like. Bases 1333 to 2361 code for a protein of 342 amino acids. Gene Ontology annotation, molecular function: ubiquitin-protein transferase activity; zinc ion binding. Gene Ontology annotation, biological process: protein ubiquitination. Lineage: Eukaryota; Metazoa; Chordata; Actinopteri; Salmoniformes; Salmonidae. The transcript has 4 exons. The record is from RefSeq and is a predicted model, not a curated record.
AUAGAUAAACACAUCUGUUUCAAUUCGGCUAGCAUGCAUUUCCAUGGCAGGAUCCUCCAGUUAUCAGAUUUCGAUGGAGGCACGUUUGCUGUCGGAAGCAAGUAUUUCAGCGCAACCAUGUAAAUUAACGUCUUGUUGUUAUUAAUUGAACUGGUGAAAUUAGUUAUCGGUAGUAAACGAACCCGUUAUUUGAUGGCAAAGUUUAACUGGCAUAGCGAAGUAAUCGCUUCGUUCGCCUAUUCUGGGAGGUUCUUCCCUGGCAUCUUCGUUCUUCCUGGUUUGUGUUGUGCAGGAAUCAUUACAGAAAGAAUAAAAAAAGCAGCAUGGAAAUUCAAUGGCAAAGUGAUGUGCGUUUUUCUACACAUUUUUGGUGUCUCGUCCGAUUCUGUUUAAAAUGCAAACACGUUGGAUAGUAGUGUCUCUCGGACUUGUGUGGAGGGGGAACAGUGUGGACGUAGCCUAUUCUCUAUCUAUCAGCCAGAAGAAACACGGUAAGGAAACAGGGGAAGAGAAAAACGGUGAUCUGAUGGCUAGCAUGCCAUUGAGGGACAAACAAGAGAGAUGAUUGCCAUCUCGUUUUAAUUUCAACUGGCCUUUUUUUGUAUGGACUAAACAGCUGAAAGCAACACCCCAAAAUGACUCGGUGGAAUUAUUCAUGCCAUAGCAUUAAUAUAAUUUUAUAUUAUACCUGAGACUCCAAAGCUCCUCUGAACCCCUCUCAAUCUUGCUCCGCUCUCGUCUUGUUGAAAUAGAAUAUCACAUUUUCGCUCAAAACCAUGUUAAAGGUUCCCCUUAAAUACAGUUCCCGUUAAAUUCAAGCUUUGGCAUUGUCCCAUGAGUGACUGGGUCGAAAAUGAACGUGAGGGGAUUCCGUUUGAUCUUAUUGCUGUUUGGAUAUGCUAAUCGCUCACACUGAAAGCUAUAUCAUGAUGGUUUUGUAUUGGCAUCCGUUGACUCCCGAAAAGAAACCGUCUCUGCCCAUCCAUUAAAAAACUUCCGCAUUGACUAUCAUAGGCUACACUUGGUAACAGAAAAAAUGUAUAAAGGAAUGAUACAAUCUAUUUACAUUGUCAUAUUUGGAUUUCUAUUGACCAAGAUUUGUGCCCGGCAGCCAUACUUUUUAUAGACACCUCUGAAAUUUUGUUUUGAUACCAUAGCUAGAGAAGGCUACUUGAAACAAAUAGCCUCGCACUUGGCAAUAAUAAUAAUAAUACUAACAAAGCCCCCGUUGGCUCCCAAAUCAUGCAAACUAAAUGCCUGAUUCAUCCAACUCCCUUUAUUGAUACCGUCUAUUUCGCCCUACAGCUGCAUUUUGCCUAUGUGGGCUAGUUCAUGAUGUUUAAGUACCGGAUCCGUAUGUUUUUCAAUGAACUGAAAGUGCUGGUUUUCAUGCGGUCUGGCUCAAGACGGGAGACCGAUUCAGACACAGACACAGACAGGCGCACGAGCAGCAUGCGAGGGCUCGGGGUAGGAGGCUGCGGGUGGCCACGCUUCGACUGCUCUACUCGGGACGAUGAGGAGGAGUACUAUGGCACCGAUCCCCGGCCGCGCAGCCUGGCAUUCGAGGAGAAGGAUCCGAAGCUCCAAGCAGGCCUGGACGCGGUGUCGCUCACAAGCAGCUUGGACAGUGGCAUGCGCUCGCCGCAGUGCCGGAUCUGUUUCCAGGGCCCCGAACAGGGGGAGUUGCUGAGCCCGUGUCGCUGUGACGGCUCUGUGCGCUGUACUCACCAGCCCUGCCUCAUCCGCUGGAUCAGCGAGAGAGGCUCCUGGAGUUGUGAGCUCUGCUACUUCAAGUACCAGGUCCUGGCCAUCAGCACCAAGAACCCACUGCAGUGGCAAGCCAUCUCUCUGACGGUGAUAGAGAAGGUGCAGAUAGCAGCCAUCAUCCUGGGUUCUCUGUUCCUUAUCGCCAGCAUCUCCUGGCUGGUGUGGUCGUCCCUCAGCCCUUCGGCCAAGUGGCAGCGCCAGGACCUGCUCUUCCAGAUCUGCUAUGGCAUGUACGGCUUCAUGGACAUUGUGUGCAUAGGUCUUAUAAUUCAUGAGGGAUCGUCUGUAUACCGGAUCUUUAAGCGCUGGCAGGCGGUGAACCAGCAGUGGAAAGUACUGAACUAUGAGAAAGACAAGGACCUGGGCGACCCUGUCAGCUCCAGCAGCAAGGGUGGGGGGCGUGGGGGUCGAAACCCUCCCCACAGUUCAGCCGGGGCGGACAGGGGAGGCCGGGCAGGCCAGCGUGUUAGGACUAUUCUCAACCACCACUGUGGCUACACCAUCCUGCACAUCCUCAGCCAGCUGAGGCCCAGCAAUGCACGCAUCAGCGCCACGACCAACCGUGAGGUGGUCAUGAGGGUCACCACCGUAUGAGACCGGACUCUGCGGGUGCAAGGGAUUUGGACAACAGCCACCAACCCCCCUGAUCCACCUCCUUAAAACCCCCAAAUGACUCUCACCGUUCGCCCCUGGCCUUACACCCCCCCCCCCCCCCCCCGCACUGAGUAUCUCCCUAAGCCCAAAGUGUGGCGCAGUGAGAGUGAACAUAAACACAACGGCAUAGACGCAGAGAUCCUGCUUCUGAUAACCCUCCUAUGAGACACGAGGGGAGGGAGAGCAGCACAGUUAGAGUGUUGUUGAAGUUACAGACACAGACUGUAGGACAAAACCAUUAAUAAAAAAAUACUAAAAGGAAAUGGCUUCAAUAAAAAAAUUGAAAAAAAGCUGGAAGGCUUUCUUUCGCCAGUAUUGUCAUUAUUCCUGUUCUUCUAUUUUCUGAAGAAAACCUCAAAGUAUUGUUACUGAUUUAGAUUUUAUAAUCGAGAACAUGUUGAGGAAAAAUGGCAAGGGACAUUUUCUUACAUCUGCCCCACAAACCCAUGCCACCAAUUUUGACCCACAUCUCCCCCUCCUCAACUCAACUCAUCCCUGUAUCCCCAUACCCUCCCCUUUUCUCUUUCUUUUUCUUCACGGUGUCUGUGAAAUACAUUCCCUGUCCACCUGUAACCCCUAAACUGUCCCUUUGGCGCAAAGCAGACAUGGAACCCUCUAAAGGAUACGAGCAAAAAAGUGCAAUAAAACUAUUUAAAGAGAUAUGACUGACACAUCUGAAUGAGAUUCCAACAUUACAAUUCAUCUUCUGCA